This is a messenger RNA of Juglans regia (Persian walnut), 387 nucleotides long. Its product is annotated as auxin-responsive protein SAUR32-like. Bases 1 to 387 code for a protein of 128 amino acids. The record is from RefSeq and is a predicted model, not a curated record. The transcript has a single exon. Gene Ontology annotation, biological process: response to auxin. Lineage: Eukaryota; Viridiplantae; Streptophyta; Magnoliopsida; Fagales; Juglandaceae.
AUGGAUGUUGUAAAGAGUAAGUGGAAGAAAAAUCCGAUAAUUCGCAAGGCAUGGGAGCGAUGCCAAUCACUAGGAAUUGGCAGCAAGACGACAAAUUUCAACUCAUUGACAAGCAAAUCAUGGAAGUACGGCCGUUUCGAGGAGGACAUGAACAUGAAGAUCAGCAAAAAGACAUGUCAAGUAGCUCCGGAAGGUUGUUUCUCAGUCUACGUUGGACCUCAAAGACAAAGAUUCGUGGUGAAGACGAAGUUUGCUAAUCAUCCAUUGUUCGUGAUGCUACUAGAGGAGGCUGAAUUGGAAUACGGGUACAAUAGCGAAGGCCCUAUCUUGCUCCCUUGUGAAGUUGAUACAUUCAACCAAGUGGUGGCAGAGAUCGAUGGAGAGUAG